AUGCGUAAGAAGGAAGAGCACGUAAUGCACUGCACAGAAAUGCGCAUGCUCAGAUGGGCAAGAGGAGUGACGCUGAUGGACAGGGUCCGGAAUAACCAUAUCCGUGGAACGUUCAAGGUUGCACCUAUUGCCGAAAAAAUGUGCGAGAGCCGACUGCGCUGGUUCGGCCACGUGAUGCGAAGAGACGACCACCACAUGACUAAGAGAGCCCUAAAUGACAUUCCUGAAAGUAGAAGGGGCAGAGGCCGCCCCCCUACGACAUGGAUGAGCACAGUGUCGAAAGAUUUGAGGACGAUAGGCGCAAGCCCUGACAUGACGCAAAACAGAGAAGAAUGGCGCAAAAUGAUACGGAGAGCCGACCCCAAACCCUAG
Cydia strobilella is the source of this 372-nucleotide messenger RNA. RefSeq lists its product as uncharacterized. The transcript has a single exon. NCBI's taxonomy places the organism in Eukaryota, Metazoa, Arthropoda, Insecta, Lepidoptera, Tortricidae. The record is from RefSeq and is a predicted model, not a curated record. Bases 1 to 372 code for a protein of 123 amino acids.